Lymnaea stagnalis (great pond snail) is the source of this 1397-nucleotide messenger RNA. Lineage: Eukaryota; Metazoa; Mollusca; Gastropoda; Lymnaeidae. The record is from the annotation of a GenBank genome assembly.
CUACUCUAGUAAUUUUUAUUAUUAAAAUUAAAAUAAAGGAUUGUUUGCUUAGUCCCAUAGCCAUAAUUAAUUAUAAUAUUAUAAACUUAUAUUAACUAAUACUAGUAACACUUUGGACUUUGUUGGUAAUUAGGAGCAUAUUGGCAUAUAUUCUAUAUUAAUGAAAUAAAAAAAUAUAGAGAAAUCAUACUAUUAGGCAGGCAUGAUUCUGACUAUUUGUAAUUUUAAUUAGUAAAUUUAGUAGAUAGAAAGGUAGGUAGUAGACUAUUAUUACUAUUAAAUUAUUAUUACUAUAUUUAUUUUUUAAAAAAGAUCUCAUUGUAGCCUUAAGUUAGUCUAGUUGUUUUCUUUUAAUUAAAUAUGGUUAUUAUUAUAUAAUUAUUGUGAUAAAAAUUAAAGAAAUGUUUUUUUCCACCUCCUCAGUGUCAGGAUCCCUAGAGUAGAACUAUGGAUGAAACAAAAUUAAAGAAGGAAGAGGAAAAAAAGCCUUUGUUGCUAACUUCUGGUAGUAAUACAUUAAAACAUUUUCUUUACAAUAUGUUGAGAAUUUUUUCAAUAUGAUAAGACCUUAACUUAAACUUAAAUAAUGGUGGAAAAAUUCAACAUCUAGAUAAUAUCAUGAAAAUAUAAACAAAAAUCCAUUUUUAUUUUGAUUAAAGAUAGUGCCAGAUAUGGUUGGUACAAUCAGCAAUCAGUAACAAGCUCUGUCUGUGAAGAUCAGUCUGAUCAGAUCACCACUUCUUCAAAAUCUGAAAGUGCAAGUUCAAAAUGUCGACCUAAUGAAGAUGUUGUAAAUGGGGAUGAAGAAAACAAGAGGUUUACAAUCCGUCACCUGCCACGAAGGAAAAAGCUAGUAGUCGUUUUUCUAGUCCUUUCCAACUUCUUUGUUGGAUGUGGGUUUUCUCUUCUUGCGCCAUUCUUCCCCCAAGAGGUAAUCAUUAUCAAGUACUUUUAAUGUUUGUUUCUCAUUUUAGAAAGUAUAAAGCUUCUUGUCGUUGGUUAAUUUUUUAUAAUGAAAUAAUUGUAUCUAAUCAAAAAGUGCUUUUGCAAACACAUUACAGGUAAUUUUAAUUUGGUUCAGAUAAAUGCAAUGCAUCUAUAUAUAUGGCAUCCUUCCGUCUUCGUGAGACGAUGGAGUAGCUAUAUAGUUCUACACUUUGACUAGUGGCUCACUAGGCCAAUCCUAGAAUGGCAAUCAUGGCAGCAUCUCUCGCAGGAGAAUAUUUUAAGUUGUAACUUUAUUUUCUAAAUCAGGUACAAAAUGGAAAAAAAAAUCUGUCAUAAUUACUUUUGCUAUAGGUCAUAUUCACAUGUUAAAGACAGGCUUUUCUCACAAAGUUCAUUUCCACAGGCAGAAAAGAAAGGUGUUUCCAACACAGUGACGGGUCUAAUCUUCA